CCUUGCCCCACUCUUCUCCCAAAGUAUCUCUCUUUAAUUAGUUUAAUACACCAAUAUGAUCAGCACACUUAGCUUUAAAUUACAACUCUCUAUCACUUCCUUUUUUUUCUCUCAACUCGAGGAAGAAGAAGAAGAUCGAAAUUGGAGAAAAGAACAAAUUGAUUGGAUUGAGAGAUGGCGAGUACGAGCAGCGGUUUGAAGCCGUCGCAAUCUCGGAGGGUCACACGGGCGCCGACGCGUAUGGUGGAUCUCCAAAACAACGAUGAGAAAGUGAUCGACAGCGAGCUCGUCCCCUCCUCCCUAGCCCCUAUCAUCCCUAUUCUCCGCGUCGCCAAUGAGAUCCAGCCCCUAAAUCCCAGAGUCGCUUAUCUCUGCCGCUUCCAUGCGUUUGAGAAGGCGCAUUACAUGGAUCAAAAUUCAACUGGACGCGGUGUUCGCCAGUUCAAGACAUAUCUCUUGCACAGACUUGAAACGGAAGAAGAGGAAACGGUGUGUAUCCUUGCAAACAACGAUCCAAAAGAAAUUCAGUUGUUUUACCAGAAAUUCUAUGAGGAAAAUAUCGUAGGCAGCGAACAUACAAAAAAACCGGAGGAGAUGGCUAAGAUUUUUCAGAUUGCAUCAGUAUUGUAUGAGGUGCUGAAGACAGUUGUACCUCAUGGAAGAACUGAUGAAAAGACAGAAAGAUAUGCCAGAGAUGUUGACAAGAAGAAGGAACAGUAUGAACACUAUAACAUUCUUCCACUGUAUGCAGUUGGGAUUAAACCACCAAUCAUGGAAUUUCCGGAGAUCAAAGCAGCACUUAAUGCACUACGUAAUGUGGACAAUCUUCCAAUGCCUAGAAUCCGUGUGUCUCACGGUGGCCCUGAUGACAGUCCAGUAAUGUCGGCAGAGAGGGUUAAAUCUAUCAAUGACAUACUUGAUUGGCUUUCAUCAAUCUUUGGAUUUCAGAAAGGGAAUGUAGCAAACCAGAGGGAACAUCUAAUAUUGCUCCUUGCCAAUAUGCUCAUACGGAAGAAGGAAAGUGAUCAUACAGAGCUGGAUAGUGCCACUGUACAGAAGUUGAAGAUGAAGAUUUUCAAGAAUUAUACUUCAUGGUGUAAUUAUUUGCGCGUUGAAAAAAAGAAUAAGACUCCUCGAAAUUGUGACACAAUGCAGGUAGACCUUAUUUAUAUUGGACUUUAUCUUCUCAUAUGGGGUGAAGCUUCAAAUGUCAGAUUCAUGCCUGAAUGCCUUUGCUUCAUCUUCCAUAAUAUGGCACACGAGGUACAUGGGGUAUUAUUUAGCAAUCUCCACCCUGUUAGUGGAGAAACAUAUCAAGAAGCAGCUCGUGAUGAAGAAUCUUUUUUGAGGGACGUUAUAGCCCCUAUCUACCAAGUCUUGCUCAGGGAAGUUAAGAGAAACAAAGGAGGCAAGGCAAGCCAUUCAGGAUGGAGAAAUUAUGAUGAUCUAAAUGAGUACUUCUGGUCUGAUAGGUGUUUAAAGCUAGGGUGGCCAAUGAACCCCAAAGCAGAUUUUUUCAUUCAUUCAGAUGCAGUGCAACCUGCAAAUGAGUUCAUUUGUAUUUGGCAGAGAGUUAAUCAAGCUGCUGCUGGAAAGAGAAAGCCUAAAACAAAUUUCGUAGAAGUCCGCACAUUUUUGCACCUUUACAGAAGUUUUAAUCGAAUGUGGAUAUUUUUUAUAUUGGCUUUCCAGGCAAUGUUAAUUGUUGCAUGGAGUCCGUCUGGAUCUCUUGCUGCUUUUUUCGAUGCAGCUGUCUUUAGAAGUGUUUUGAGCAUCUUCAUUACUUCUGCUUUUCUUAAUCUUUUCCAAGCCACUCUGGAUAUAGUUCUUAGUUGGAAUGCCUGGAAGAGUUUGAAAUUCAGCCAAAUACUACGAUACCUUCUGAAGUUUGCAGUAGCAGCUGCGUGGGCUGUGAUUCUGCCAAUUGGUUAUUCCAGUUCUGUGCAGAACCCAACAGGAUUGGUGAAAUUUUUCAGUAGCUGGGCUGGGGAUUGGAGGAAUCAUUCAUUUUAUGAUUAUGCUGUUGCACUUUAUUUGAUACCCAAUAUCCUCUCUGCUUUACUGUUUUUCCUUCCACCUUUACGGAGACACAUGGAGCGUUCAAACUGGCGGAUUAUCACUCUUGUUAUGUGGUGGGCUCAGCCAAAACUUUAUAUAGGAAGGGGCAUGCAUGAGGAUAUGUUCUCUCUGCUGAAGUAA
Messenger RNA from Quercus lobata, 2199 nucleotides. RefSeq names its product callose synthase 7-like. Gene Ontology annotation, molecular function: 1,3-beta-D-glucan synthase activity. Gene Ontology annotation, cellular component: plasma membrane. The record is from RefSeq and is a predicted model, not a curated record. The transcript is spliced from 16 exons. The coding region runs from base 175 to 2199 and encodes 674 amino acids. NCBI's taxonomy places the organism in Eukaryota, Viridiplantae, Streptophyta, Magnoliopsida, Fagales, Fagaceae.